Molecule: messenger RNA, 360 nt
Organism: Psilocybe cubensis
Lineage: Eukaryota; Fungi; Basidiomycota; Agaricomycetes; Agaricales; Agrocybaceae
Exons: 2
Coding region: 1-360 (119 amino acids)
Source: RefSeq, a predicted model, not a curated record
AUGAAACAAGAUGAAGACUUAGCCAACAUAGCCGAGGUUCUAAAACAAUUACGACUUCAAUCCAAAACUACUUUUGAACGACGAUUUGCUCGACGUCUUCGACAAGAAAGCUUCAAGUUUGGUGAUCUAGUCCUCGUCAGGAACAGUCAAGUCAAGAAGGAGAUGAAUUGCAAGCACAAGCCACAAUAUCUUGGACCUUACAAAGUUGUACGACAGACACGAGGAGGAUCAUAUGUGCUUAGAGAACUUAAUGACGGUUCAGUCAUUCCUCAACCUCAGCUAGACCGGAUGAUCAGAGAACUUGGACACGAGAGUGAGGAAGAUGAAGACACAUGGAGCAACGACAUGGAUGACUUCUAA